Molecule: messenger RNA, 537 nt
Organism: Lottia gigantea (owl limpet)
Lineage: Eukaryota; Metazoa; Mollusca; Gastropoda; Lottiidae
Exons: 1
Source: RefSeq, a predicted model, not a curated record
GAACAUAAAGCUCAUAUAGAACAUAGAGCUUAUACAGAACAUAAAGCUCAUACAGAACAUAAAGCUCAUAUAGAACAUAAAGCUUAUAUAGAACAUAAAGCUUAUAUAGAACAUAAAGCUUAUAUAGAACAUAAAGCUCAUAUAGAACAUAAAGCUUAUAUAGAACAUAAAGCUUAUAUAGAACAUAAAGCUCAUACAGAACAUAAAGCUCAUACAGAACAUAGAGCUCAUAUAGAACAUAGAGCUUAUACAGAACAUAAAGCUCAUACAGAACAUAAAGCUCAUAUAGAACAUAGAGCUUAUAUAGAACGUAAAGCUCAUAUAGAACAUAGAGCUUAUACAGAACAUAAAGCUCAUACAGAACCUAAAGCUCAUAUAGAACAUAAAGCUUAUAUAGAACAUAAAGCUCAUACAGAAUCUAAAGCUCAUACAGAACAUAAAGCUCAUAUAGAACAUGAAGCUUAUAUAGAACAAGAUCAAUAUUGUCAAAAUACGAUGAAACAACUUUUGAUUGAAAAUAAACCUUUCUUGGUAUAA